Molecule: messenger RNA, 457 nt
Organism: Cladocopium goreaui
Lineage: Eukaryota; Dinophyceae; Suessiales; Symbiodiniaceae
Source: the annotation of a GenBank genome assembly
CGAUUUUGCUCCGCUUGAGCCGAUGGCGGCCAACCUGGAAGAGCCUCUCCAUGCCUUCUGGAAGAACCCCGGUGCUGGCGAGGACACUGCGGAAACUCCCGCCAUGAGAGUGGACAUCGAGAAAUACCGCAUGAAGUACCGUGCCUACCGACUGGGCUAUUCGAAGACUUACGAACAGGCAUCCAAUAUCCAGGACUCCAGCCCAUUGGACAAGAAGGAAAUUGUCUGCGAGCCCAUUGACGCUCCGCUCUUCAAUCACCUGAGCGACGCGAAACGAAACGAGAUUGACAAGUACCGCGCAGACUACCGAAAGUAUCGCCUUGGCUAUGCAUCUGGCGCCAGGGGCGAAGUGGCGGACCUCUUCCGCCGGCAGUUGUCCACUGAGGCUCGGUGUGUUCCCGUUGAAGGGAUGCAAAAAACAUCAAAACGAUGCAUCAAAUGUAUGAAUGGGAUAUGA